AUUGCUUAAAAGCGUGGAGCUGGUGCUAUUGCUUCAGUGCUGCCUGCAGACUUCUUUCUGUGCAGCACGCACUGGGAUUCUGCAGGAAUGGCCCCGGUGCCUGCUUCUCAUCCGCAAGUCGCAGUGACACUGGUUCUGCUCCUGUCUGUGCUCGGUCUGGCUGCUGGUGGGAAGCUGCUGGUGGUGCCCGUAGAUGGGAGUCAUUGGCUCAGCAUGCGGGAAGUGUUGGAUGGUCUCAGUGAGAAAGGGCAUGAAAUAGUCGUCGUUGCACCAGAAGUCAGUUUAUACAUAAAGCCAAGAAAGAGUUUUGUUAUGAAAAUGUACCCAGUCCCUUUCACACAGGAAGACAUGGAUGAGAAUUUCCAUGCAUUUUCACAGGAAGCAUUUCAAGAAGGAUCCUUUCUUGAUCUUGAGGAGAGCAAGUAUGAUGCUCUCUUUACGGAUCCUGUAAUACCUUGCGGGCAGAUACUGGCUGAGCAUCUUUCAGUCCCUUCUGUCUAUUUUUUGAGAGGAAUUCCAUGUGGCAUAGAUUUUGAAGCCACUCAGUGUCCCAAUCCCCCUUCUUAUGUCCCCAGGGUGUUUACAGAACACACAGACCGUAUGAACUUCCUCCAGCGUGUGAAGAAUCUAGUCUUUGAUGUCCAAAAUUUUUUCCUCUGUGACUUUAUGUAUCAGCCGUACUCCAAACUGGCUUCUGAGUUCCUUCAGCGAGAUGUGACUGUGUUAGAUCUCUUACGCAAGGCUUCCAUAUGGCUUCUGAGGUUAGACUUUGUGUUAGAUUAUCCAAGACCGUUGAUGCCCAACAUAAUUUUAAUUGGCGGAGUGAAUUGUGCCCACAAGGAGCUACCACAGGUAGGUCAUGCUUGAGUCUUACUUCUUAUU
Oxyura jamaicensis (ruddy duck) is the source of this 882-nucleotide messenger RNA. Its product is annotated as UDP-glucuronosyltransferase 1A1-like. The record is from RefSeq and is a predicted model, not a curated record. The transcript has a single exon. The coding region runs from base 88 to 867 and encodes 259 amino acids. NCBI's taxonomy places the organism in Eukaryota, Metazoa, Chordata, Aves, Anseriformes, Anatidae. Gene Ontology annotation, molecular function: UDP-glycosyltransferase activity.